GCAAGAACCCUAAAUUUUCGUCAUCUUCAUCACACGUGCCCAGAACCAAGAGCUUACCUCGGCAUCUGAUUUAGCAAUCUGGAUCAGGUCUGCAAUUUCUGAUGAUUCACUCUCCAUUGUUGUAAAUCUAUGUUUCAGCUUAUGAUCAAAAACCAAUGCGUAUGAAUCGUCUAUGUUCACCAAAUCAGUACACGUAAAAGCGAAUGUGAUUUCUCUAAUUCUACCGGAGAGCUUAUUCAAACCUGUAAUUCGCUUCGUGUUUUGCGUAUACGUCUGCUCAAUCUUCAAGAUCAUAACUUUUUGAUUAACCUAUGGCUCUUUUAAUAUCUUGUGGGGAAGUUACCUCUUCUCAAUUCACUGUAUUUCGCUUACUCAACCAAAGCCUUGAUUUUGUUAGUGACAAUGUCUCUAGGCUCUUAGCUCCUAUUUUCACCAACCUCAGGGACUUUGAAAUGCGUCUUUCUUGUAUCGAACGUCCUCCAUCCAUUUCUGGCAAUCAUUCUCAUUUGUGCACUGAGAAAUGGUUUUCUGAUCAAAAAGAUUAUGAUCAAAAGGAAGACCCGGAAGCUAUUUUCAAUGUGUUGGAUUAUAUCUUGAAAAGCAGCUUGGAUCGUCUGGCUUCAUUGAGGGAGAGUGUAUGUCAGACAAAGAGUUUUGAUUACGAUGAUUGUUUAUCUAUUCACUCGUCUAUAAUGAGGGAUCUUUGUUUGCAAGGGAAGUUGGAUGCUGCUCUCUGGCUACGGAAAAAAAUGAUAUAUAGUGGAGUUAUUCCAGGUUUGAUCACGCACAAUCAUCUUUUAAAUGGGUUGUGUAAAGCAGGUUAUAUCGAGAAGGCGGAUGGGCUUGUUAGAGAGAUGAGGGAGAUGGGUCCUUCGCCUAAUUGUGUCUCUUAUAACACCUUAAUCAAGGGUCUUUGCAGUGUUAACAAUGUAGAUAAAGCUCUGUACCUCUUCAAUACUAUGAAUAAAUAUGGUAUUAGGCCAAAUAGAGUGACUUGCAAUAUAAUUGUGCAUGCACUUUGCCAGAAAGGUGUUAUAGGAAACAACAACAAAAAGCUUCUUGAAGAGAUCUUAGAUAGUAGCCAGGCGAACGCACCCUUGGAUAUAGUCAUCUGUACCAUUCUGAUGGAUAGUUGUUUUAAGAAUGGAAAUGUGGUUCAAGCCCUUGAGGUUUGGAAGGAGAUGUCACAGAAAAAUGUCCCUGCUGAUUCAGUUGUGUACAAUGUCAUUAUUCGUGGGUUAUGUUCGAGUGGAAACAUGGUAGCUGCUUAUGGGUUCAUGUGUGACAUGGUAAAGAGAGGAGUGAAUCCUGAUGUUUUCACUUACAACACUCUCAUUAGCGCCUUGUGCAAAGAGGGAAAGUUUGAUGAGGCAUGUGAUCUCCAUGGUACCAUGCAAAAUGGUGGUGUUGCUCCUGAUCAGAUCUCAUACAAAGUUAUUAUUCAAGGUUUAUGUAUACAUGGAGAUGUGAACAGGGCGAACGAGUUCCUUCUAAGCAUGCUAAAAAGUUCUCUGCUUCCAGAGGUUCUGCUAUGGAAUGUGGUUAUUGAUGGUUAUGGAAGAUAUGGUGAUACUAGCAGUGCUUUAUCUGUUCUGAAUCUAAUGCUUUCGUACGGUGUUAAACCAAAUGUUUACACAAACAAUGCUUUGAUUCAUGGGUAUGUGAAAGGGGGAAGAUUAAUUGAUGCAUGGUGGGUCAAAAAUGAAAUGCGAUCUACCAAAAUCCACCCAGAUACUACCACCUAUAAUCUGCUACUAGGUGCUGCUUGUACAUUGGGUCACUUGCGGUUGGCAUUUCAGUUGUAUGAUGAAAUGCUGAGAAGGGGAUGUCAACCUGAUAUCAUUACGUAUACUGAGCUGGUUAGAGGGCUCUGUUGGAAGGGUCGAUUGAAGAAAGCCGAAAGCCUUCUGUCGAGAAUACAAGCAACUGGUAUAACAAUAGAUCAUGUUCCAUUUUUGAUACUAGCAAAGAAAUAUACCAGAUUGCAGAGGCCAGGCGAGGCGUAUUUAGUUUACAAAAAGUGGUUAGCGACGAGGAACAGAGGAGUUUCUUGUCCAAGCAUACUAAAUCACAUGCAUACAGAAGAGCAGUAAUGCAGCUGGUUUAAUCAAGAAACAGAGCAAAUUUAUCCUACCCCGAAAUGCCUAUUGCCUCUCCGGUAGUUGUUUAAGGACACCUGAGCCAAGUUUAGUUUCUUUUCGAAACGUAGAAGAUUCGACACGAGGAACGACAGAACUUUGUUCCAGAUAUCGAUCUUGGUGGAGUCACAAGAAGUCACUUUAUUACUACAAAUGGUUUUGAUGGAUGGUUGAACGCACACAGGGCUGUUUCUUCAAAAACUCCCAAUAUAGUUUCUUGUCUGAAACACGAGAAGCCUUUCAUUUCAAUUUACAGGGAAAAUGUGAAUAUCCCUUUCAAGCAAUGAUUCUCGGGUCAGUAAGAGUCAUGUUAUGCUAUCAUAUUGGCUUAUUGCGUUUGAAAGUUAAUGAUGAUAAUUGGUUCAUGUACAACAAGAUGUUUAAUCAUCCAUUCUGGUUGGCUUUGUAGAACAAUAAUUUCUCAACUUCUGUAAUAUUAUCCCAAAAUUUUGAAAUUAAGAAAGAAGCUGUGUUACAAC
Arabidopsis thaliana (thale cress) is the source of this 2617-nucleotide messenger RNA. RefSeq names its product Tetratricopeptide repeat (TPR)-like superfamily protein. The transcript has 5 exons. Lineage: Eukaryota; Viridiplantae; Streptophyta; Magnoliopsida; Brassicales; Brassicaceae. The record is from RefSeq and is marked reviewed. The coding region runs from base 312 to 2093 and encodes 593 amino acids.